This is a messenger RNA of Anopheles coustani, 1215 nucleotides long. RefSeq lists its product as uncharacterized. Bases 1 to 1215 code for a protein of 404 amino acids. NCBI's taxonomy places the organism in Eukaryota, Metazoa, Arthropoda, Insecta, Diptera, Culicidae. Gene Ontology annotation, biological process: apoptotic DNA fragmentation. The transcript has 5 exons. The record is from RefSeq and is a predicted model, not a curated record. Gene Ontology annotation, cellular component: nucleus; mitochondrial inner membrane. Gene Ontology annotation, molecular function: nucleic acid binding; RNA endonuclease activity; metal ion binding.
AUGGGGCAAGAUGGCCUAAAACAGACAGGAGAUGGACCAAGGUUGCUUGUUGAAAGGUUAGUCUAUGCAGAGACACUAGUAAACAGUCCGAUACUGAGCCCAGGACAAUGUACGAUCAACAUUAAAACUGAUCUAGCUUAUCCAGAGCCGGUUUUUAUAAGGAACAAUAAACUCUGGCUUCCUCAACAAGGCCAACUAAAGUGGGCUGCAGCCGAAUCGAACGUUAUAGCGUGUCCCAAGACAACUAUUAAAAACACAAUAUCAGAAACUGCAAUGCUAACCUGUAUCUCUGGCAAUCAAUAUCUGCUGAAUGGCCUUCCAGUUAAUAUAUCAAGCGUAGUUUGUUCUAAGGUUGUAACAGGAGAUCAUUUAUUCACUGAUCAAAAAUGUGGCGACGCCGGAACCGUGCGUCAAAUUGGUUUCGAUAUCAGUGGUAUUGGAUUUAUUCCACAUUUCAUCAUUUGUUAUAAUGCGUCUACCGCUUCAGUUAUUUAUACAAGUCACACUAUUUACGGAGAUUCAAUUGCUGCUGGCAUUGUAGAGUCUUACAGACCAUCUUUUAAAGUUGCUGGUGUACCAAGUAUUGUGACGGUUGAUAGUUCAUACACAUCGAAAUCACAGCUGGCACGCCUUACGGAAUUACUUGGGUCAGCCACGCAAGCAGCAAAUUAUAUCAACAGUGCCUCGUACCUGGCUCGCGGGCACAUGACUCCGGAUGCCGAUGGUAUUUUCAGAACAUGGCAAUGGGCUACUUAUUUUUACGUCAAUGCUGCACCACAGUGGCAGAAAGUAAAUGGUGGAAAUUGGUUGACCAUUGAAAAGUAUGCUCGAUCCAUCGCUGAACUAUUGCAGCAGGAUAUAAUAGUUUACACCGGAACACAUGGUAUUUUAACCCUGCCUCACAUCAACGGCUCUCAGGUGCCUAUUACACUAAGUCCCAAUGGGAUAGCAGUUCCCAAAUGGUCAUGGAAGAUCAUAAAGUCUCCUUUGUCGAAUGCUGCAGUCGCAUUUAUUACAAGCAACGAUCCAUAUCGAACUUCAAUGCAGUCUGAUGAGUUUCUAUGUCCUGAUAUUUGCCGGCAAUAUGGUUGGUAUAGCGCGGCAUUUGAUACAUUUUCUAAAGGUUUCACAUAUUGCUGUAGCGUAGACAGCUUCAAGGCAGUCGUCAGAAAUAUCCCGGAUGAAGUAAAUGCAAUUAAUAUACUAGCGCUUUGA